Molecule: messenger RNA, 1173 nt
Organism: Fusarium musae
Lineage: Eukaryota; Fungi; Ascomycota; Sordariomycetes; Hypocreales; Nectriaceae
Exons: 2
Coding region: 1-1173 (390 amino acids)
Molecular function (GO): RNA binding
Source: RefSeq, a predicted model, not a curated record
AUGAGAGACAGCAGUACCGGCCGGUCGCGAGGAUUUGGUUUUUUGACUUUCAAGGACGCCAAGACAGUCAACAUCGUCAUGGUCAAGGAGCAUUUCCUUGAUGGCAAGAUCAUCGACCCUAAACGUGCCAUUCCCCGAGACGAACAAGAGAAGACGAGUAAGAUCUUCGUCGGAGGUGUCAGCCAGGAAACCACCGAUCAAGAAUUCAAGGAAUACUUUGCACAGUUCGGCCGCGUCGUAGAUGCAACUCUUAUGAUGGACAAAGAUACCGGUCGUCCACGAGGAUUCGGGUUUGUGACGUUUGAAAAUGAAGCCGGCGUCGAUGCCUGUAUCAACGUACCACUAGAAAUUCACGGAAAACCCAUCGAGGUCAAGAAAGCCCAGCCUAGGGGCAACCUUCGAGAAGAGGAAGAGGCAUCACGACGCGGCAAGUUUAGGAAAGACGGCGACCAGUCAAGCCAGGGCUCCAUGGGCCAACAGAUGGGCAACAACGGCAUGACACCCCAAGUCAUGGCCCAAUACUUUCAACGCAUGCAACAGUAUUUCGCUAUGAUGCAGUCACAAAUGGCCAUGAGCCGAGGAAUGCCCAUGAACCCAGCCAUGUGGCAGAACAUGAUGCAGAUGCAACAGAUGCAACAACAGAUGAUGGGUCGAGGAGGCGGCGGUGCUAAUGCUCAGAACAUGAUGCAGAACAUGAACCCACAGAUGAUGCAGCAGAUGCAACAAAUGCAGCAACAGAUGAUGCAACAGCAGGGCCAGCAAGGUGGUCAAGACGCUGCUUCCGGCAGUGCUAGUCCCACUGCCUCUGCCAGCGGCGGUGGUGGUCGGGGAUACGACAAUAACAACUACAAUCAAUACCAACAAGCUCAAGGAGGUCGUCGUGGGGGCCGUGGAGGCUACGGCGGUCAUGGAGGAGGUCAUGGAGGCUAUGGUAUGGGUGGAGGAGGGGGCGCCCCUACUUCAUGGGAGGGCAUGUACGACGACGUUCCUCAGCCAAACUCCCAAGGCUCAGGUGGCUUUAACCGUGCUGGCAGUGCCAGUGCGAACUCUGACCCGCAGCAUGCACCACCCGCCAAUGCGCCUACAGGACCCAAAAACGCCGGUAAACCUGGAGCUAAUUACCGUGGUGGAGGACGGGGUGGAAACCGCGGCUUUCACCCUUACUCACGAUAA